UUUUGCAGUUUUCUUAUUUUCACUCUGUUAUAUAGGUAUGAUUGUGGACCCUUUUUACCAGUGGUGGAGUCAGACUGAAUAAUUGACAGCAGUUAGCAUAAGAACUCAAUGAUUGUAGUUGCAGCACAUUGCAGUACUUAUUAAUUUAUGCAGGAUUGAAGGCCGAAUCUGGAAUUUUGAAUUACUGUGCACUUGACCUACAAACACGAAAAAAUGUCUCAAUAUGCCAUUUUAUCUACACAUUGACAUGGUAGUACUUUCAAAGAUGUUUCCUGGCAGCCUGGUUCUGUAGUUCAACAAUGAUCAUGGAGCCAGUUGUGUAUGCUCUACAACUUCACCUAUAAAUAACAAUGAACUUGGACUAAAUUACCUGUUGAUGUCAAUUGUGUGGCUGAGGUGCUGUACUUUUGUUGUUUUGGUACUAAAGAAUGCUCUUCUCUAAAGCAUUGAAAAAAUUUCGGAAUUGGUUUUCCUGAUAGUUAAUUAAUAGCUCUAAUUUUCAAAGAAAAAAUUAAUGUCUUAUUGUGGUCAAAGGUGGGCACUUGGUUUUAUCUUGAAUGUUUUUUUUAUGUGAACAAAAUACUUCCUUUUUACUAUGAACAGGAAAAUGUGAUUAUCUUAUUUUACCUGAUAUUGUUUUAUGUUCUUACCUUUCUCGUUAAUGCUUGUUUAUUCAUUUGUAGUACAAUUCCUUUAUUGCUGAAUUAUUGCUCCCACUAUUUUAAAACGGCUGUACUUGUCAUGCUUGCAACCAUGUACUAAAUUUGAAAAUUUCUCCUGUGUGAAGUUUGGUUUCCAGGUCCCAAACUUUCAACAGUGAAACAGGUUGCUCUGAGUAUUGCAAUUUGACAAUUCACUCUGAAGUUGUGCAAAAUGUCGUCCAAUCUGAUCACCUCUUGUGCAUGGUCUCCAAAUGAAGCAUUCACCCUAACUGGAAAUGGAUAUAAUUAUUCUACACGUGUAGUACAUGCAUUUCAGUAAUGUACACGUAAUUAAUGAACAAGAAAAUGCUGGCGUUACGGUCAGGUUCACCAUCUCUCCCUCAGAGGACUAUAUUGUCUUAAGAAGGACUUUCCUACAUAAAGAUGAGAAUUCGAAAUAGUCGGUCAAAUUUCUCCCAGACGACUCCACCUGAGACCACACCUAGGGCUGCUCAUCUUCGUUCACAUCAAGGUUCACAAUGUGACCACUUUCUAGUUGAAGAAGAGAAUAGACGCAUGGGAUGGUCCUGUUUUGCAAUAAAACAACUUCCUGCUCAAGUUGUGAGGGAGGAUCUAUUGCAUGAUGAAAUGGAAACAGAAAGCAGUACAGGAAUUAGGCCUUUGAAUUGUGUUGAUAAGGAGAAAGAUGCGAAACAUUGCAUGCGAAUCAAUACAAAUCCAGCCUCUGAAGGGCAGAGUGAAGGAGCAGCAGAUAAAAGGAAAGAGUUUUCUUCAUGUGCUGGCUUUCCAGGGGGUAGAGAAAGCACAACUUCUGCUGCAGACAUUGCUCUUCCUUACACUUUUUCUCAACCAGGAGAGAAACUGCUGUUUAAGAAAAGAAAACCUUAUAACCACACAGAGACUGUAGUAGAGAUGGAAAUAGAGGAAGUAGAAGACGUCAUGCCUGAAGUAAAAGUGGAAGAUGCAAUAAUGGAAGCAAAAGGAAAAUGUGUGUCGGUAGAAGUUGAAGCAGAAGAUCAUUUAACAGAAGUUAAAGAAGAGGAUGCACCAAUUGAAGUUGAAGCGAAAGAGGCAACAGUAGAAAUGAAAGAGGAAUAUAAAUUAGUUGAAGUGGAAGUGGAAGAUGCAGUAUUAGAAGAGGAGGAAGAUGAAAGAGCGGAAGUGGAAGAGUGUGCUACAGAAGAAGUGGAAGAAGAAGUUGCAACAAUGAUGAUAAAAGUGAAAGAUGCAACAGUGGAAGAGGAAGACGCAAAAUUAGAAGUGGAAGAGGACAGUAUGAUGGUAGAAGUAAAGGUGGAGACAACAAAAAUGAACGAGCUAGAUUAUUUCAAUGAAGAUGAUCUUCAGAAGACACAGAGUAUUAACUACACUGUUACUUAUGGCUGUGGGACAUAUGUGCCUUAUCUGAACUUUGAUGAAAACCAGCAGGGGCACCAAAAACAAGAAAUUGGUUUAGAAGAGACAGAAUUUGAGCCAAAUGAGAGGCCAAGAAGGGGAAGGAAAAGAAACCGAUCUGGUCAGUUAGCUAGCAGCAAUAUGCCUCUUCAUUUUGCUGGAAUUAUGAGUGCUAACACAUCGACGAGGGGAAAGCAAAAGCUAAAGAGAGGAAGGCUAAAGAGGAUGCAAGAUUAUUCAGUUCAUGGGAAUCACGGGGGGAGGCAAGAGCUAACUAGAGGAAGGCCAAAGAGGACGCAAGAUCAUUCAGUUGAGGGGAAUCAAGGGUGCAAAGCGAAAAGGAGAAGAGGUCGCCCCAAGAGGAGCACACCAAACAAUAGGGAUCUCGAAAUGCCAAAGCCUAAGAGGGUGAAGGAUCAACCUGGCAACGAGUUAAUGUAAAAGCACAGUGGCUGCCUCAAUGUGUUUUGUAUCAUUGUAAGAACUUUAGUGGAGUUUGCCUUUAUGUACUAAUAAGUAAGUAUUGUCUGUCUUUUAGGAUUUAUGUUUUAUGAUCUACAGCAGAAAAGACUAAAGUGAAAGCUGAAAAACUUGUUUCUGUAA
This is a messenger RNA of Prunus dulcis (almond), 2660 nucleotides long. RefSeq lists its product as uncharacterized. NCBI's taxonomy places the organism in Eukaryota, Viridiplantae, Streptophyta, Magnoliopsida, Rosales, Rosaceae. The coding region runs from base 1086 to 2498 and encodes 470 amino acids. The record is from RefSeq and is a predicted model, not a curated record. The transcript has 12 exons.